Molecule: messenger RNA, 11787 nt
Organism: Closterium sp. Naga37s-1
Lineage: Eukaryota; Viridiplantae; Streptophyta; Zygnematophyceae; Desmidiales; Closteriaceae
Source: the annotation of a GenBank genome assembly
AUGGGUCACGGUCUCAGCUUCACUCUCAAGUGGGACGACUUCGCCAUCCUUCGCGACAACAAGAAAGAGUUCAACGAGCGCUGCUUGGGAUUCGGCAUCAAGUUUUUCCGCACGGCUGUCCUGGCCGAGCUAGGGCGUCCCGGUAGGACGUGGGCGUGGGUGCCGCCAUCACAAGCAGUGGUGGAGGACAGGCUCGCCGACUGCGACCACCCCAUACGCGAUAAAGUGCCCGACAAAAUGUCUGACGGGCAUGUCGGUACCGGCAUGCUUGCCGCGACAUCAUUUGGAUGGGUGGCAAAAUGGAUCGACCUGCUGACGAGCGACAAGGGCCGUAGUGGGGUGAGCAUCGAAAACAUCAAGACAACAGGAUUGAAGACAUUGCAGAAUAGCACUCACCACAGUGUGUCUCUUUCCACUCACCACAGUGUGUCUCUUCCCACUCACCACAGUGUGUCUCUUCCCACUCACCACAGUGUGUCUCUUUCCACUCACCACAGUGUGUCUCUUCCCACUCACCAAAGUGUGUCUCUUCCCACUCACCACAGUGUGUCUCUUCCCACUCACCACAGUGUGACUCUUCCCACUCACCACAGUGUGUCUCUUCCCACUCACCACAGUGUGUCUCUUUCCACUCACCACAGUGUGUCUCUUCCCACUCACCAAAGUGUGUCUCUUCCCACUCACCACAGUGUGUCUCUUCCCACUCACCACAGUGUGACUCUUCCCACUCACCACAGUGUGUCUCUUCCCACUCACCACAGUGUGUCUCUUCCCACUCACCACAGUGUGUCUCUUUCCACUCACCACAGUGUGUCUCUUCCCACUCACCAAAGUGUGUCUCUUCCCACUCACCACAGUGUGUCUCUUCCCACUCACCACAGUGUGUCUCUUCCCACUCACCACAGUGUGUCUCUUCCCACUCACCACAGUGUAUCUCUUUCCACUCACCACAGUGUGUUUCUUUCCACUCACCACAGUGUGUCUCUUUCCACUCACCACAGUGUGUCUCUUCCCACUCACCAUAGUGUGUCUCUUCCCACUCACCACAGUGUGUCUCUUCCCACUCAGCACAGUGUGUCUCUUCCCACUCAGCACAGUGUGUUUCUUCCCAAUCAGCACGGUGUGUCUCUUCCCACUCACCAUAGUGUCUCUCUUCCCACUCACCACAGUGUGUCUCUUCCCACUCACCACAGUGUGUCUCUUCCCACUCAGCACAGUGUGUCUCUUCCCACUCAGCACAGUGUGUUUCUUCCCAAUCAGCACGGUGUGUCUCUUCCCACUCACCAUAGUGUCUCUCUUCCCACUCAACACAGUGUGUCUCUUCCCACUCACCACAGUGUGUCUCUUCCCACUCACCACAGUGUAUCUCUUUCCACUCACCACAGUGUGUUUCUUUCCACUCACCACAGUGUGUCUCUUUCCACUCACCACAGUGUGUCUCUUCCCACUCACCAUAGUGUGUCUCUUCCCACUCACCACAGUGUGUCUCUUCCCACUCAGCACAGUGUGUCUCUUCCCACUCAGCACAGUGUGUUUCUUCCCAAUCAGCACGGUGUGUCUCUUCCCACUCACCAUAGUGUCUCUCUUCCCACUCACCACAGUGUGUCUCUUCCCACUCACCAUACUGUGUCUCUUCCCACUCACCAUAGUGUGUCUCUUCCCACUCAGCACAGUGUGUCUCUUCCCACUCACCACAGUGUGUCUCUUCCCACUCACCACAGUGUAUCUCUUUCCACUCACCACAGUGUGUUUCUUUCCACUCACCACAGUGUGUCUCUUUCCACUCACCACAGUGUGUCUCUUCCCACUCACCACAGUGUGUCUCUUCCCACUCAGCACAGUGUGUCUCUUCCCACUCAGCACAGUGUGUCUCUUCCCACUCAGCACAGUGUGUUUCUUCCCAAUCAGCACGGUGUGUCUCUUCCCACUCACCAUAGUGUCUCUCUUCCCACUCACCACAGUGUGUCUCUUCCCACUCACCACAGUGUGUCUCUUUCCACUCACCACAGUGUGUCUCUUCCCACUCACCAUAGUGUGUCUCUUCCCACUCACCACAGUGUGUCUCUUCCCACUCAGCACAGUGUGUCUCUUCCCACUCAGCACAGUGUGUCUCUUUCCACUCACCACAGUGUGUCUCUUCCCACUCACCAUAGUGUGUCUCUUCCCACUCACCACAGUGUGUCUCUUCCCACUCAGCACAGUGUGUCUCUUCCCACUCAGCACAGUGUGUCUCUUCCCACUCAGCACAGUGUGUCUCUUCCCACUCAACACAGUGUGUCUCUUCCCACUCAACACAGUGUGUCUCUUCCCACUCACCACAGUGUGUCUCUUUCCACUCACCACAGUGUGUCUCUUCCCACUCACCAUAGUGUGUCUCUUCCCACUCACCACAGUGUGUCUCUUCCCACUCAGCACAGUGUGUCUCUUCCCACUCAGCACAGUGUGUCUCUUCCCACUCAGCACAGUGUGUCUCUUCCCACUCAACACAGUGUGUCUCUUCCCACUCACCACAGUGUGUCUCUUCCCACUCACCACAGUGUGUCUCUUCCCACUCAGCACAGUGUGUCUCUUCCCACUCAGCACAGUGUGUCUCUUCCCACUCAACACAGUGUGUCUCUUCCCACUCACCACAGUGUGUCUCUUCCCACUCACCACAGUGUAUCUCUUUCCACUCACCACAGUGUGUUUCUUUCCACUCACCACAGUGUGUCUCUUCCCACUCACCAUACUGUGUCUCUUCCCACUCACCAUAGUGUGUCUCUUCCCACUCACCACAGUGUGUCUCUUCCCACUCAGCACAGUGUGUUUCUUCCCAAUCAGCACGGUGUGUCUCUUCCCACUCACCAUAGUGUCUCUCUUCCCACUCACCACAGUGUGUCUCUUCCCACUCACCACAGUGUGUCUCUUCCCACUCACCACAGUGUGUCUCUUCCCACUCAGCACAGUGUGUCUCUUCCCACUCAGCACAGUGUGUCUCUUCCCAAUCAGCACAGUGUGUCUCUUCCCACUCAACACAGUGUGUCUCUUCCCACUCACCACAGUGUGUCUCUUCCCACUCACCACAGUGUGUCUCUUCCCACUCAACACAGUGUGUCUCUUCCCACUCACCACAGUGUGUCUCUUCCCACUCACCACAGUGUAUCUCUUUCCACUCACCACAGUGUGUUUCUUUCCACUCACCACAGUGUGUCUCUUUCCACUCACCACAGUGUGUCUCUUCCCACUCACCAUAGUGUGUCUCUUCCCACUCACCACAGUGUGUCUCUUCCCACUCAGCACAGUGUGUCUCUUCCCACUCAGCACAGUGUGUCUCUUCCCACUCAGCACAGUGUGUUUCUUCCCAAUCAGCACGGUGUGUCUCUUCCCACUCACCAUAGUGUCUCUCUUCCCACUCACCACAGUGUGUCUCUUCCCAAUCAGCACAGUGUGUCUCUUCCCACUCACCACAGUGUGUCUCUUCCCACUCACCACAGUGUGUCUCUUUCCACUCACCACAGUGUGUCUCUUCCCACUCAACACAGUGUGUCUCUUCCCACUCACCACAGUGUGUCUCUUCCCACUCAGCACAGUGUGUCUCUUCCCACUCACCACAGUGUGUCUCUUCCCACUCAGCACAGUGUGUCUCUUCCCACUCAGCACAGUGUGUUUCUUCCCAAUCAGCACGGUGUGUCUCUUCCCACUCACCAUAGUGUCUCUCUUCCCACUCACCACAGUGUGUCUCUUCCCACUCACCACAGUGUGUCUCUUUCCACUCACCACAGUGUGUCUCUUCCCACUCACCAUAGUGUGUCUCUUCCCACUCACCACAGUGUGUCUCUUCCCACUCAGCACAGUGUGUCUCUUCCCACUCAGCACAGUGUGUCUCUUCCCACUCAACACAGUGUGUCUCUUCCCAAUCAGCACAGUGUGUCUCUUCCCACUCAACACAGUGUGUCUCUUCCCACUCACCACAGUGUGUCUCUUCCCACUCACCACAGUGUGUCUCUUCCCACUCACCACAGUGUGUCUCUUUCCACUCACCACAGUGUGUCUCUUCCCACUCAACACAGUGUGUCUCUUCCCACUCACCACAGUGUGUCUCUUCCCACUCACCACAGUGUGUCUCUUCCCACUCAACACAGUGUGUCUCUUCCCACUCACCACAGUGUGUCUCUUCCCACUCACCACAGUGUGUCUCUUUCCACUCACCACAGUGUGUCUCUUCCCACUCAACACAGUGUGUCUCUUCCCACUCACCACAGUGUGUCUCUUCCCACUCACCACAGUGUAUCUCUUUCCACUCACCACAGUGUGUUUCUUUCCACUCACCACAGUGUGUCUCUUCCCACUCACCACAGUGUGUCUCUUCCCACUCAGCACAGUGUGUCUCUUCCCACUCAACACAGUGUGUCUCUUCCCACUCACCACAGUGUGUCUCUUCCCACUCACCACAGUGUAUCUCUUUCCACUCACCACAGUGUGUUUCUUUCCACUCACCACAGUGUGUCUCUUUCCACUCACCACAGUGUGUCUCUUCCCACUCACCACAGUGUGUCUCUUCCCACUCACCACAGUGUAUCUCUUUCCACUCACCACAGUGUGUUUCUUUCCACUCACCACAGUGUGUCUCUUUCCACUCACCACAGUGUGUCUCUUCCCACUCACCACAGUGUGUCUCUUCCCACUCACCACAGUGUGUCUCUUCCCACUCACCACAGUGUGUCUCUUCCCACUCAGCACAGUGUGUCUCUUCCCACUCAACACAGUGUGUCUCUUCCCACUCACCACAGUGUGUCUCUUCCCACUCACCACAGUGUAUCUCUUUCCACUCACCACAGUGUGUUUCUUUCCACUCACCACAGUGUGUCUCUUCCCACUCAGCACAGUGUGUCUCUUCCCACUCACCACAGUGUGUCUCUUCCCACUCACCACAGUGUAUCUCUUUCCACUCACCACAGUGUGUUUCUUUCCACUCACCACAGUGUGUCUCUUUCCACUCACCACAGUGUGUCUCUUCCCACUCACCACAGUGUGUCUCUUCCCACUCACCACAGUGUGUCUCUUCCCACUCACCACAGUGUGUCUCUUCCCACUCAGCACAGUGUGUCUCUUCCCACUCAACACAGUGUGUCUCUUCCCACUCACCACAGUGUGUCUCUUCCCACUCACCACAGUGUGUCUCUUCCCACUCACCACAGUGUAUCUCUUCCCACUCACCAUAGUGUCUCUCUUCCCACUCACCACAGUGUGUCUCUUCCCACUCACCACAGUGUGUCUCUUCCCACUCACCACAGUGUGUCUCUUCCCACUCACCACAGUGUGUCUCUUCCCACUCACCACAGUGUAUCUCUUCCCACUCACCAUAGUGUCUCUCUUCCCACUCACCACAGUGUGUCUCUUCCCACUCACCACAGUGUAUCUCUUCCCACUCACCAUAGUGUCUCUCUUCCCACUCACCACAGUGUGUCUCUUCCCACUCACCACAGUGUGUCUCUUCCCACUCACCACAGUGUGUCUCUUCCCACUCAACACAGUGUGUCUCUUCCCACUCACCACAGUGUGUCUCUUCCCACUCAACACAGUGUGUCUCUUCCCACUCAACACAGUGUGUCUCUUCCCACUCACCACAGUGUGUCUCUUCCCACUCAGCACAGUGUGUCUCUUCCCACUCACCACAGUGUGUCUCUUCCCACUCACCAUACUGUGUCUCUUCCCACUCACCACAGUGUAUCUCUUCCCACUCACCACAGUGUGUUUCUUUCCACUCACCACAGUGUGUCUCUUUCCACUCACCACAGUGUGUCUCUUCCCACUCACCAUAGUGUGUCUCUUCCCACUCAGCACAGUGUGUCUCUUCCCACUCACCACAGUGUGUCUCUUCCCACUCACCAUACUGUGUCUCUUCCCACUCAACACAGUGUGUCUCUUCCCACUCACCACAGUGUGUCUCUUCCCACUCACCACAGUGUAUCUCUUCCCACUCACCACAGUGUGUUUCUUUCCACUCACCACAGUGUGUCUCUUUCCACUCACCACAGUGUGUCUCUUCCCACUCACCAUAGUGUGUCUCUUCCCACUCAACACAGUGUGUCUCUUCCCACUCACCACAUUCUGUCUCUUCCCACUCACCACAGUGUCUCUCUUCCCACUCACCACAGUGUGUCUCUUCCCACUCACCACAGUGUGUCUCUUCCCACUCACCACAGUGUGUCUCUUCCCACUCACCAUAGUGUGUCACUUUCCACUCACCACAGUGUGUCUCUUUCCACUCACCACAGUGUGUCACUUUCCACUCACCACAGUGUGUCUCUUCCCACUCAGCACAGUGUGUCUCUUCCCACUCACCACAGUGUGUCACUUUCCACUCACCACAGUGUGUCUCUUUCCACUCACCACAGUGUGUCUCUUUCCACUCACCACAGUGUGUCUCUUCCCACUCACCACAGUGUGUCUCUUCCCACUCACCACAGUGUGUCUCUUUCCACUCACCACAGUGUGUCUCUUUCCACUCACUACAGUGUGUCUCUUUCCACUCACCACAGUGUGUCUCUUUCCACUCACCACAGUGUGUCUCUUUCCACUCACCACAGUGUGUCUCUUCCCACUCACCACAGUGUGUCUCUUUCCACUCACCACAGUGUGUCUCUUCCCACUCACCACAGUGUGUCUCUUUCCACUCACCACAGUGUGUCUCUUUCCACUCACUACAGUGUGUCUCUUUCCACUCACCACAGUGUGUCUCUUUCCACUCACCACAGUGUGUCUCUUUCCACUCACCACAGUGUGUCUCUUCCCACUCACCACAGUGUGUCUCUUCCCACUCACCACAGUGUGUCUCUUCCCACUCACCACAGUGUGUCUCUUUCCACUCACCACAGUGUGUCUCUUUCCACUCACCACAGUGUGUCUCUUCCCACUCACCACAGUGUGUCUCUUCCCACUCACCACAGUGUGUCUCUUUCCACUCACCACAGUGUGUCUCUUUCCACUCACCACAGUGUGUCUCUUUCCACUCACCACAGUGUGUCUCUUUCCACUCACCACAGUGUGUCUCUUUCCACUCACCACAGUGUGUCUCUUUCCACUCACCACAGUGUGUCUCUUUCCACUCACCACAGUGUGUCUCUUCCCACUCACCACAGUGUGUCUCUUCCCACUCACCACAGUGUGUCUCUUUCCACUCACCACAGUGUGUCUCUUUCCACUCACCACAGUGUGUCUCUUUCCACUCACCACAGUGUUUCUCUUUCCACUCACCACGGUGUGUCUCUUUCCACUCACCACAGUGUGUCUCUUUCCACUCACCACAGUGUGUCUCUUUCCACUCACCACAGUGUGUCUCUUCCCACUCACCACAGUGUGUCUCUUCCCACUCACCACAGUGUGUCUCUUUCCACUCACCACAGUGUGUCUCUUUCCACUCACCACAGUGUGUCUCUUUCCACUCACCACAGUGUGUCUCUUUCCACUCACCACAGUGUGUCUCUUCCCACUCACCACAGUGUGUCUCUUUCCACUCACCACAGUGUGUCUCUUUCCACUCACCACAGUGUGUCUCUUCCCACUCACCACAGUGUGUCUCUUCCCACUCACCACAGUGUGUCUCUUUCCACUCACCAUAGUGUGUCUCUUCCCACUCACCACAGUGUGUCUCUUUCCACUCACCACAGUGUGUCUCUUUCCACUCACCACAGUGUGUCACUUUCCACUCACCAUAGUGUGUCUCUUCCCACUCACCACAGUGUGUCUCUUUCCACUCACCACAGUGUGUCUCUUUCCACUCACCACAGUGUGUCACUUUCCACUCACCACAGUGUGUCUCUUCCCACUCAGCACAGUGUGUCUCUUCCCACUCACCACAGUGUGUCACUUUCCACUCACCACAGUGUGUCUCUUUCCACUCACCACAGUGUGUCUCUUCCCACUCACCACAGUGUGUCUCUUCCCACUCACCACAGUGUGUCUCUUCCCACUCACCACAGUGUGUCUCUUUCCACUCACCACAGUGUGUCUCUUUCCACUCACCACAGUGUGUCUCUUUCCACUCACCACAGUGUGUCUCUUCCCACUCACCACAGUGUGUCUCUUCCCACUCACCACAGUGUGUCUCUUUCCACUCACCACAGUGUGUCUCUUCCCACUCACCACAGUGUGUCUCUUUCCACUCACCACAGUGUGUCUCUUUCCACUCACUACAGUGUGUCUCUUUCCACUCACCACAGUGUGUCUCUUUCCACUCACCACAGUGUGUCUCUUUCCACUCACCACAGUGUGUCUCUUCCCACUCACCACAGUGUGUCUCUUCCCACUCACCACAGUGUGUCUCUUCCCACUCACCACAGUGUGUCUCUUUCCACUCACCACAGUGUGUCUCUUCCCACUCACCACAGUGUGUCUCUUUCCACUCACCACAGUGUGUCUCUUUCCACUCACUACAGUGUGUCUCUUUCCACUCACCACAGUGUGUCUCUUUCCACUCACCACAGUGUGUCUCUUUCCACUCACCACAGUGUGUCUCUUUCCACUCACCACAGUGUGUCUCUUCCCACUCACCACAGUGUGUCUCUUCCCACUCACCACAGUGUGUCUCUUUCCACUCACCACAGUGUGUCUCUUUCCACUCACCACAGUGUGUCUCUUUCCACUCACCACAGUGUGUCUCUUUCCACUCACCACAGUGUGUCUCUUUCCACUCACCACAGUGUGUCUCUUUCCACUCACCACAGUGUGUCUCUUCCCACUCACCACAGUGUGUCUCUUCCCACUCAGCACAGUGUGUCUCUUUCCACUCACCACAGUGUGUCUCUUUCCACUCACCACAGUGUGUCUCUUUCCACUCACCACAGUGUGUCUCUUUCCACUCACCACAGUGUGUCUCUUUCCACUCACCACAGUGUGUCUCUUUCCACUCACCACAGUGUGUCUCUUCCCACUCACCACAGUGUGUCUCUUCCCACUCACCACAGUGUGUCUCUUUCCACUCACCACAGUGUGUCUCUUUCCACUCACCACAGUGUGUCUCUUUCCACUCACCACAGUGUUUCUCUUUCCACUCACCACGGUGUGUCUCUUUCCACUCACCACAGUGUGUCUCUUUCCACUCACCACAGUGUGUCUCUUUCCACUCACCACAGUGUGUCUCUUCCCACUCACCACAGUGUGUCUCUUCCCACUCACCACAGUGUGUCUCUUUCCACUCACCACAGUGUGUCUCUUUCCACUCACCACAGUGUGUCUCUUUCCACUCACCACAGUGUUUCUCUUUCCACUCACCACGGUGUGUCUCUUUCCACUCACCACAGUGUGUCUCUUUCCACUCACCACAGUGUGUCUCUUCCCACUCACCACAGUGUGUCUCUUUCCACUCACCACAGUGUGUCACUUUCCACUCACCACAGUGUAUCUCUUUCCACUCACCACAGUGUGUCUCUUUCCACUCACCACAGUGUGUCUCUUCCCACUCAACACAGUGUGUCUCUUCCCACUCACCACAGUGUGUCUCUUUCCACUCACCACAGUGUGACUCUUCCCACUCACCAUAGUGUGUCUCUUCCCACUCACCACAGUGUGUCUCUUUCCACUCACCACAGUGUGUCUCUUCCCACUCACCACAGUGUGUCUCUUCCCACUCACCACAGUAUGUCUCUUCCCACUCACCACAGUGUGUCUCUUCCCACUCAACACAGUGUGUCUCUUCCCACUCACCACAGUGUAUCUCUUUCCACUCACCACAGUGUGUCUCUUUCCACUCACCACAGUGUGUCUCUUCCCACUCACCACAGUGUGUCUCUUUCCACUCACCACAGUGUGUCACUUUCCACUCACCACAGUGUAUCUCUUUCCACUCACCACAGUGUGUCUCUUUCCACUCACCACAGUGUGUCUCUUUCCACUCACCACAGUGUGUCUCUUUCCACUCACCACAGUGUGUCUCUUCCCACUCAACACAGUGUGUCUCUUCCCACUCACCACAGUGUAUCUCUUUCCACUCACCACAGUGUGUCUCUUUCCACUCACCACAGUGUGUCUCUUUCCACUCACCACAGUGUGUCUCUUUCCACUCACCACAGUGUGUCUCUUCCCACUCAACACAGUGUGUCUCUUCCCACUCAACACAGUGUGUCUCUUCCCACUCACCACAGUGUGUCUCUUCCCACUCACCACAGUAUGUCUCUUCCCACUCACCACAGUGUGUCUCUUUCCACUCACCACAGUGUGUCUCUUCCCACUCACCACAGUGUGUCUCUUCCCACUCAGCACAGUGUGUCUCUUCCCACUCACCAUAGUGUGUCUCUCUCCACUCACCACAGUGUAUCUCUUUCCACUCACCACAGUGUGUCUCUUCCCACUCAACACAGUGUGUCUCUUCCCACUCAACACAGUGUGUCUCUUCCCACUCACCACAGUGUGUCACUUUCCACUCACCACAGUGUAUCUCUUUCCACUCACCACAGUGUGUCUCUUCCCACUCAACACAGUGUGUCUCUUCCCACUCACCACAGUGUGUCUCUUCCCACUCACCACAGUAUGUCUCUUCCCACUCACCACAGUGUGUCUCUUUCCACUCACCACAGUGUGUCUCUUCCCACUCAACACAGUGUGUCUCUUCCCACUCACCACAGUGUGUCUCUUCCCACUCACCACAGUGUGUCUCUUUCCACUCACCACAGUGUGUCUCUUUCCACUCACCACAGUGUGUCUCUUCCCACUCACCACAGUGUGUCUCUUCCCACUCAGCACAGUGUGUCUCUUCCCACUCACCACAGUGUGUCUCUUCCCACUCACCAUAGUGUGUCUCUCUCCACUCACCACAGUGUGUCUCUCUCCACUCACCACAGUGUGUCUCUUCCCACUCACCACAGUGUGUCUCUUCCCACUCACCAUAGUGUGUCUCUCUCCACUCACCACAGUGUGUCUCUCUCCACUCACCACAGUGUGUCUCUUCCCACUCACCACAGUGUGCCUCUUCCAGUCACCAUAGUGUCUCUUCCAUCUCGUCCCUCCCCUGCUAUCUAUACGCUCCUCUCUUGUCCCUCCCCUGCUAUCUUGCCCCCACCCUCCUCUGCCACCAUUGUGUGUCCAACCAACUCCACCUGCAAUGCCACUGCCGACCCACCCUGCAUCUGCAAUAAGGGGCUCAGCAUGAUAGAUGGCCAGUGUGUUGGUGAGCCUCUUCCUUCUCACCCUCUCCUCUUCCUUCUCUGGUCGACUUUCUCUCCCUCUUUUCACCCUCUUCAUUCUCUCUUUCUUCCAUGUCCCCCUUCGUUUUCUUCCCCUUCCUUCUCUCCCUCUCUUUCUUCGCACCCUCUUACUUCAAUCCUCGUCUCUAUCACCCUCCUUCUUACACUUCCUUUCUCCCUUUUCCUUCUCUCCCUCUUCCUUCUCUCCCUCUUCCUUAUCUCCUUCUUUUUUCUCCCCUUAUUCUUUCCCUCCCUCGUCUUUCUUUCUCUCCCUCUUUUCACCCUCUUUAUUCUCUCUUUCUUCCUUCUCCCCCUUCGUUUUCUUCCCCUUCCUUCUCUCCCUCUCCUUCUCACUUGCUUUCUUCUCACCCUCUUCAUUCCCUCCUUGUCCUUGUCACCCUCCUUCUUAAUCUUCCUUUUCUCCCUUUUCGUUCUCUCCCUCUUUCUUCUCUCCCUCUUCCUUAUCUCCCUAUUUAUUCUCUCCUUCUUUCCCUCCCUCGUCCUUGUCACCCUGUCGCCUCUCACCCUCUCGCUUCAGACACUUGCGUCUCCUCCUUUUCCUUCUCGCCCUCUUGACCCAGAAGUGGGAGGAGCACCAGUGAAGGAGUUGAUAGGCCAAGCAGGGUAG